AAUAGUUUACUAAAAGGCAAAGGUUUUUCCGGAAAUCUCUCUCUACUCCUCCCACAAAACCGAUUCAAGAUCUCGACUUUCUCUUCUGCGAGGAAGGACAAUCCCCCAUGGCUGCUCUACAAUACCUCGAAUCUCAGAAAAACGCGCACCCAGAGCUCACCGAGUGGUACAAUUCGCUCGCAGAUCUGUACCAGAAGAAGCUCUGGCACCAGCUCACCGUCAAGCUCGAGCAGUUCAUCGCUCUCCCCGUCUUUCAGGCUGGAGAUGCUUUGAUUCAGCUAUACAACAACUUCAUAACCGACUUUGAGACCAAAAUCAACCUUCUGAAGCUCGCGCACUUCGCGGUUGUAGUCUCCAGGCAGUACCCUGAGAAAGAAGCUGCGGUCAGUUAUCUCCAAGGAGUGAUUGAGAAGCUUAGAGCGACUAAAGAGUCACGUAUCAGUGAGCCUGUUAGCUAUGUAGAGACGCAGAUAGCUUUGUUCAAGCUUGAGCAAGGUGACCAGAAGGAAUGCAAGAAGAUACUGGACGAUGUGAAAACCUCUCUUGAUAGUAUGACCGACAUCGACCCAUCGGUCUACGCCAACUUCUUCUGUGUGUCUUCUCAGUACCAUAAGUUCCGUCAAGAGUUUUCUGAUUUCUACAAGAAUGCUCUUCUUUACCUCGCUUAUACUUCUGUGGAGUCACUCUCUGAGUCGUUUAAGCUGGACUUGGCUUUUGAACUGUCGCUGUCAGCUCUACUUGGAGAGAAUAUUUACAACUUUGGGGAACUGUUGGCCCAUCCAGUUCUGAAGAGUCUGCUUGGAACAAAUGUGGAGUGGCUUUACCACAUUCUGCAGGCGUUCAACCACGGUGAUUUGGUUCAGUACCAAGAACUCUGCCGUGUUCACAAUGCAGCCUUGAGCGCACAGCCAGCGCUGGUUGAGAAUGAGAAGAAGCUGUUGGAGAAGAUCAACAUUCUCUGCCUUAUUGAGAUCAUUUUCAGCCGACCAGCUGAAGAUAGGACCAUACCGUUGAGUGUCAUUGCUGAGCGUACUAAGCUUUCAAUCGAAGAUGUUGAGCACCUUCUCAUGAAGAGUUUAUCUGUGCACUUGAUAGAGGGGAUAAUAGAUCAGGUGGAUGGAACUGUGCAUGUUUCAUGGGCGCAACCGAGGGUGCUAGGGAUACCUCAGAUCAAGUCAUUGAGGGAUCAGCUUGAUAGUUGGGUUGAUAAGGUUCACACUACCUUGUUAUCCGUUGAGGCUGAGACACCUGAUCUUGUUGCAGCUUAAGGCACUCUUGUUUCUUCUUUGUUUUUCUUUUGAGCUACAAGAUUGUAUCAUUUUGCUGGAUUUUAAAUGCAACUUCUUUCCCUUUUCAAA
Messenger RNA from Brassica oleracea var. oleracea, 1358 nucleotides. RefSeq names its product 26S proteasome non-ATPase regulatory subunit 13 homolog B. Gene Ontology annotation, molecular function: structural molecule activity. The coding region runs from base 108 to 1268 and encodes 386 amino acids. The record is from RefSeq and is a predicted model, not a curated record. Lineage: Eukaryota; Viridiplantae; Streptophyta; Magnoliopsida; Brassicales; Brassicaceae. Gene Ontology annotation, biological process: ubiquitin-dependent protein catabolic process. Gene Ontology annotation, cellular component: proteasome regulatory particle, lid subcomplex; nucleus; cytosol. The transcript has 6 exons.